AUGGGGCUCUUGAAGCAAAUGGAGGGCUGGAGGCUAGCAUCGUCGAAGUGUCCAAAACUACUGGCACCGCUGUCGUGCGACGCCGUCUUGGCCGUUGCGGCCGUCGCAUUCGUCGCACUUGCUAAUGCAGGAGUCGCCAGAGCAGGCCGGCCGCAACCUCGAAUUCUCCUCUCCAGCACGCAAACUGCGACGAUUAUCAUCUCGGUCGUGGUCGGGCUGCUCGUCGUAGCGCUCUUCGCGCUCGGAAUCAAGAUGCUGCUCGACCGAACUAAAGCAGCGUCGUCAGAUGACGCCGACGCAGCCGCAAAGGCCACCACCACCACCACUAUCACCACUCCGCGCAGCCUCAGCAGCGGAAGGAUGAAGCCCCGGAAAGGCGCGGUGCACGUGGUGGGCGGAACGGACGACGACGAGGACGCGGAAAUCCCGCGCGCGCGCGCGGAGAAGUGGUCGCUGGCGGACGUGGCGGAGGCCACGGCGCAGUUCGCGCAGGAGCGCGUGAUCGAGGCGGAGGGGCAGAGCGUGGUGCUGCGCGGGAGCGCGCGCGACGGGCGCGACGUCGCAGUGAAGCGGUGCAAGCAGCCCCAGCCCGAGACCCAGGCGAUCUUUCUCCGCGAGGUGAUGCUCCUCACGACUCAUCGCCACCCCAACCUGCUGCCCCUCGUGGGCUACUGCGACGAAGGCACCGAACAGAUCCUCAUUUUCGAGCACAUGAAGCACGGCUCGCUCGCUUCCUGGCUGCGCCCACCUGUAGAUGCCGCUGAGUCCCGGCCUCCACUCACGUUUGAGCAGCGGGUGAGGAUCGCUGCUGACGUGGCACGUGCUGUGGAGUUCCUGCACUCGCAGCCCAAGCCAAUCGUGCACAAAGACAUCAAGACGGAGACCAUCCUGCUGGACGACAAUUUCAACGCGAAGCUGGGAGGGCUAGGGACGCGCAAGCACCUGCCGGGGGAGUCGAGCCGCGUGCGCGUGCAGCGGAGGAAGGGAUAUCUGGACCCUGAGUACUGCCAAACCUUCGUCGUCACUGCCAAGGCCGAGAUCUUUGCGGUUGGAGUUGUCAUCCUUGAGCUUAUAACGGGUCGGCCACCAGUGGUGGAAGAAGAGGUGGUAGCCAAGGCGGGCCGAAACACUGUAAAGAUUGUUACGCUUGCCCAAUGGAAGAGCCUCUUUCACCGCGGCAAAAUAAAAAGCCGCGCUCUCCCGCCCCAAAAGCCUCCCCUCGUGCAGGCAGGGCGGCACGGAGAUCCCGAGGCUCGUCGCUGGGCGGCGGAGAGUCCGAACCAGCGCACGAGUACACUCGUCGGCCCGAGCCAGACUGCGAGCUUCGGCAGCCAGGGAGGGACGCCUGGGAGCGUGCAGAUAGCCGCGACUCUGCUUCAAUUCUCUUAUAACGAGUUGUUCGAGGCUACUAACGGGUUCAGCAGGGAGGGGAAGCUGGGGGAGGGCGGAUUUGGGAGUGUACACAAAGGGAGGGUGCAUGUCGGUGGGGGGAGGAUGGAGGAAGUUGCUGUGAAGGCGCUGAAUCAGGAGGGCUACCAGGGCGAGGCGGAGUGGGUGACCGAAGUGAAGUACCUGGGGGCGCUGGGGCAUCCGAAUCUGGUGCGGCUGGUGGGGUACUGCAUGGAGGGCGAGCACCGGCUGCUGGCAUACGAGCUCAUGGAGUAUGGCAGCUUGGAGCGGUACCUCUUCCGCCGCAACGUCACGCCUCUCCCUUGGAAUAUUCGUAUGAAGGUGGCGCUGCAUGCGGCCAGGGGGCUGGCCUAUCUGCACGAGGAGACAGAAGCUCAGGUUAUCUACAGAGAUUUCAAGGCGUCUAACAUUCUCGUGGAUAGGGAGUUCAAUGCAAAGCUAUCAGACUUUGGUCUGGCCAAGGAUGGCCCGGUGGGCAGCGACACGCAUGUGUCAACACGGGUCAUGGGGACGUAUGGAUAUGCUGCUCCCGAGUACAUGCUCACAGUCCUUCUAGAGGCGCCUCCAAAGCCCCCUUUUUACCUCCUUCUUCCCCUCACCCCCACUUUCCCCCCCCCCUCCCCCCUUCUCCUCUCAGGUCAUCUGACCGCCAAAUCUGACGUCUACAGCUUCGGCGUUGUGCUUCUAGAGAUCAUCUCCGGGCGGCGGGCAGUUGAGCGAAACUUUCCGCCCGGGCAGCAGAACAUCGUGGAGUGGUCCGCGCCGUUCUUUGCCGACCGUCGGAUGCUCGUGAAGAUCGUCGAUCAACGGCUGGAGAACCAGUUCUCAGUGAAAGGGGUGGUUAAAGCGGCCAGGCUGGCUUAUAACUGCCUGAAAAAAGACCCCAAGGAAAGACCCCUCAUGUCUGAUGCUGUUCAGACGCUCUCUGUGCUUCAGAAUCUGACAGAUUUCCCCCCACCGCUACCAGCAGUACCACCAGCACCGUCAGCACCAUCAGCACCAUCAGCAUCACCACCGUCAGCAGCGGCAGCAGCACAGGCUGGCAUAUGA
Molecule: messenger RNA, 2460 nt
Organism: Closterium sp. Yama58-4
Lineage: Eukaryota; Viridiplantae; Streptophyta; Zygnematophyceae; Desmidiales; Closteriaceae
Source: the annotation of a GenBank genome assembly